Messenger RNA from Arabis nemorensis, 729 nucleotides. Lineage: Eukaryota; Viridiplantae; Streptophyta; Magnoliopsida; Brassicales; Brassicaceae. The record is from the annotation of a GenBank genome assembly.
AUGGGGGACAAACAACCUCACCUGAACGGCGCGUACUACGGGCCAUCUGUUCCUCCGCCGACCAAGCCCCGUCGGAAAUACGACUCGCCGGACCUCGGAUGCUGCUUCUUCAGCUGCUUCGGUAGCUGUUUACGUUGCUGCGGUUGCUGCAUCUUAAGCCUGAUCUGCAACAUCCUCAUAGCCAUAGCCGUAAUCCUCGGUAUAACCGCCUUAGUUCUCUGGCUAAUCUUCCGUCCAAACGCCGUCAAAUUCUACGUCACCGACGCGAAUCUGAUCCGAUUCAACCUAGAUCCGAACAACAACAGCAACCUCCACUACAAUCUCGAUCUCAAUUUCACAAUCCGUAACCCGAAUCAACGAGUCGGGAUCUACUACGACGAGAUCAAAGUCAGUGGCUAUUACGGCGAUCAGCGAUUCGGAACCGUAGACGUUUCGCCGUUUUAUCAAGGACACAAGAACACGACUGUGAUCGGAACCAAAAUCGAGGGACAGAAUCUGGUGGUGUUAGGAGACCGAGCGAGAUCGGAUCUGAAGGAAGAUGAGAAAUCUGGAGUUUAUCGGAUCGAUGCGAAACUGAUGAUGCGUGUUUGGUUUAAGUUUUGGGUGGUUAAAUCGUGGAAGCUUAAACCGAAGAUUAAGUGUGAUGAUCUUAAGAUUCCUCUUGGUGACUCUAAUUCGACUAGUGGGUUUAAGUUUCAACCUAUGCAGUGUGACUUUGACUUUUCUUAA